UGUGACUUUUGUGGCCAUAUUAGCACCGGAGGAAUUAACCGUUUCAAGCUACACAUCACAGGCACCACCUCAAGCGUUCUUUCAUGUUUAAGAUCAACUCCGGAGGCUAAAGCAAUAUGCCAGAGAGCUCUUGAUGCAUAUGAGGCAAAGAAGGUGGCGAAGAAAAAACAUACGGCAGAAGUGAGGGCUGAUGUGCAUGUUACAGCCCUAAAUGAAGCAAGGGAUGGUAGGGAAUCUGUUUGUGUUGGAAGCACAUCAUCGGAGCCCAACAAAUUAGGACCAAUGGACAAGUUUGUGUGUCCUAUUGAUGGUAAAUCAAGCAAAGAGGAAGCCUUGAAGCAGCUAAGUAUGAAUGAAGCACUAUUCAAGGAGAGAAGAGGUCAAUGUUCACCAUAUGUUGCUAGAUGGGUGUAUUCACAUGGCAUACCAUUUAAUGCUCUUGACAAUGAUGAGUUUUGUCAAAUGUGUGAGGCCAUAGGCAAAUUUGGUCCUGGAUAUGAGCCUCCUACUCAAUAUGAGCUUAGGGAGAAGUUGUUGAGUGAUGAAUAUGCAAGGACCAAGAGUUUGUUAGAUGAACGUGAGAAGGAGAAGAUAAAGCUUGGGUGCACCAUCAUGACAGAUGCAUGGACGGACAUGAAGAGGAGGAGCAUAAUGAAUUUGUGCAUGCAUUGCAGUGGGGGGACAAGUUUUCUCAAAUCAAAGGAAACAUCUGAUGUGUCACAUACAAGUGAAGUCAUAUUUCAGCUAGUGGACAGCGCAAUUGAGGAGGUAGGGGCGGAGCAUGUGAUGCAAGUGGUGACGGACAAUGCUUCCAAUAACAUGGGAGCCAAGAAAAUGUUGCUUGAGAAGAGGUCGAAGAUCUUUUGAAGCUCUUGUGCAACUCACACUAUCAACUUAAUGCUCCAAGGAAUUGGCAGCCUCAAGAGAUUCAAAACAAUAAUUGAUCAAGCAAAGAACCUCACCAUCUUCAUCUAUGCGCAUCACAAGACUUUGGCAUUGAUGAGGGUUGCUACAAAAAGGAGAGAUAUCAUAAGGCCGGGGGUGACUAGAUUUGCUUCCGCUUUUCUCACAUUGCAAAGUUUGUUGGAGAAGAAAGAUGCUUUAAGGUAUAUGGUGGUUGAAAGAGCUUGGGAAGAUAUGAAAAAUGUGAAAACAAAGAAAGGCAAGGAUGCAACGGCAACGGUGAUGGAUGCAAACUUUUGGAAAGGUGUGCUCCUAUGCAUAAAGGUGUUUGAGCCAUUGGUGAGAGUACUUCGUUUGGUUGAUGGGGAUAUUAAGCCGUCGAUGGCUUGGUUGUAUGGAGAGUUGGUGAAUGCAAAGAGGGAGAUGAAGGAGGCAUUUAACAACUUAGAGAGGAACUACAAAGAUACUAUGGGCAUUGUUGAAAAGAAGAUGAAUGGAAGGCUAGAUUCUCCACUGCACAUGGCCGCAUAUGUGUUGAACCCACACUAUAGUUAUGCAGAUAGCUCCGUCUUUACCACUGCAAAUGAAGGAUUUCAGGAGUGUGCUGAACAA
Triticum aestivum (bread wheat) is the source of this 1515-nucleotide messenger RNA. RefSeq lists its product as uncharacterized. The transcript has 2 exons. Lineage: Eukaryota; Viridiplantae; Streptophyta; Magnoliopsida; Poales; Poaceae. Bases 283 to 867 code for a protein of 194 amino acids. The record is from RefSeq and is a predicted model, not a curated record.